Molecule: messenger RNA, 159 nt
Organism: Sphaeroforma arctica JP610
Lineage: Eukaryota; Ichthyosporea; Ichthyophonida
Exons: 1
Biological process (GO): chloride transport; transmembrane transport
Cellular component (GO): membrane
Molecular function (GO): voltage-gated chloride channel activity
Source: RefSeq, a predicted model, not a curated record
AUGACUAUGAAGCUACCUGGUUUCCAAUACUUACUAAAGGACAAACGAGCACUCCAUCAGAUCACAGCAGCUGUGUGUAGUGUGGGCGUGUCGUCAACCUUUGGCGCACCCUUUGCAGGUGUUCUGUUCAGCAUUGAAGUCAUGACGGAGUACUAUAUG